AUGCGGUCAGGCUUCCACAAACCUGUUGCCUUCCCUUUUCUUGCUCUUCUUGUUUUCUCAUUGCUCAGCUUGGUGUCCUUGGCAAAAGAGUGGGACUUCUAUAAUCUGCGCUUCGGGUAUAUUGGUUACCAUCAUAACGAUGCUCGGCAGCCUUCCCGUUUUAGAGAUGGCCCAGUCGACGUCCGGUCGAGGAUACGGACGACUGGCAGUCAGUGUAAGUCGUGGACAAUAAACGGUUACUGCCUGCCAGAUCUGGACCGUGUUCAUCGCCCGCGGCGCUCCGUGCCAGACACUCCACGCAGCUCGUUCGAGGCUGCUACUGUCUUUGACACCGAUUCGAUAGCAUACCUUGCCGAAGAACCAUCGACUUUCGCGCGAGGUGUACGCGUUUUCAAGUCGCUUUUCACAACACAGACGGAUGAUAGUCAGAUAUCUGACCCUCUUGCCACGGGGAGCGCCUCUUCUGUGGCCUCAGCACCUAGCUCUCUCCCCUCGAAUGUAUCCAACUUAGCUGUUAUCGGUGCCUCUCCUACCACUGAAGCACACCUUCCUAGGUCGUACAGCAGCAAUGUCACGGCCACGGCGAAAAAAAUUACUUCGCAAACGCCCCAGUAUCCUCUUUCUUAUUUACGUGGAUUAUGGCAGCAGGCCUGUCAUGCUACGAGGGUCUAUCUUGGGAACUGGACUGUUCCGCAUAUUUUUCGAAGAGAACAAAUACCACCCGGUUCUGAAGCGAUCAACGAAGAGACAUUGCAAUUGUCAGGACCAACUGAUCAACACAUUGAAGAACAGGUUACACCCAAGGUGCUCCCAUCGAACAGCAGCAAUGCUGCACUUUCGACCUCGUCACCUACAUCUCCGCAAUCGCCUGCUAAGUCAACCGAUAUCCCUGAUCUACCUGUGGUAACUGAAGAGCGGCCCAAGGGCGUUGGUCAUGGACCGAAUUCACAGCCUGCACGUGGCAGUUGCAUGGCUAUUGUCAUAGGCCUAGUUGUCGGUGUCAUGUGGUUCUGA
Aspergillus bombycis is the source of this 1014-nucleotide messenger RNA. RefSeq lists its product as uncharacterized. The transcript is spliced from 2 exons. The record is from RefSeq and is a predicted model, not a curated record. The coding region runs from base 1 to 1014 and encodes 337 amino acids. NCBI's taxonomy places the organism in Eukaryota, Fungi, Ascomycota, Eurotiomycetes, Eurotiales, Aspergillaceae.